AUGGACGAGGAGGAUAGUGUUGAACAGGUGAGGAACUUGUGGGAUGGAGAUAGUUUUGAAGAAAGUGCUAAGCUUGAGGUGGUAGACAGGGGUGAGGGCGUAGAGGUGUUGUUUGAGGGAGGUACUUUGCAGGAAAAGCCAGCCUCUUUGGACACAAUUAGGAGCAGGGAAGAUGAUAAGUUGAGCGAGUCAUCUAGACUUCUUAAAUCCGUGGCUUCUUUGGUUUCGGUUUGCUUGGAGGCUGAGGGGAAGGACCCUUGGUGGUUCUUAAGUGUGUACGGUCCUGUAAUCUAUGGUAACAGAGAUAGUUUUUGGGAUGAAUUAGCAGGGCUGAGUGCUAUUUGUGGGGAUAAAUGGUGUGUUGGAGGAGAUUUUAAUGUGGUUAGAAGAGUUGAGGAGAAAUUGAAUAGUAUUUAUAAUACUAGGAGUAUGAAGAUGUUCGAUGCUUUGAUUAGAGAAUUAAAUUUGGUUGAUCCCAAGCUUCAAAAUGGGUGGUACACGUGGUCAAACUAUAGGCAAAAGCCAAUUUGUUGUAGGCUGGAUAAGUUCUUCCAUACUCCCUCUUGGUCAGAAUUUUAUCCCUUCAUUCGUCAGGAAGUUUUGGUUCGAGCAGUAUCUGAUCAUAGUCCGGUGGUGUUGGAUUCUUGUCCACCUUCUAGGGGGCCUUCUCCUUUCAAAUUUGAUAAUACUUGGUUGGAGCACAAGGAUUUUUCUCGUAAUUUACAGGAUUGGUGGGCUUCGGCUAAAGUGCAAGGGUGGUCGGGAUUUAAGUUUAUGUCAAAGCUUGCUUUUGUUCGCGAUUAUAUUAAGAAGUGGAGUCGACAGGUCUUUGGGGAAAGGAAAAUGCGAAAACUAUUACUGGAAAGGAGACUGUUUGAGAUGGAUAGAUUAGAGGAAGGGGGCUCGUGGAAUGAGCAUCUUCUUUUGGAACACUCAAAGGUGAAGGAGGAUUGGCAGCAAAUUGUUUUUGAGGAAGAGAUAAGUGUUUGGUUCAAGGUGAAUUGUCAGUGGGCCAAGGAAGGGGAUGCUAAUUCCAAACUUUUCCAUAGCAUACUUAGUGCUCGAAAAGCGAGGAACUUCAUCUCUAGGAUUGAGGAAGAGGAUGGAAAUGUUUGGGAUAAAGACCCUGAUAUUGAAAAGGCUAUUGUGGGUUUUUAUUCGUCUUUGUAUUCGGCAGUUUCGAGAGAGUGGAUUGGGGUGGAUGGGAUUUCCUGGUCUCCAAUUCCUUCGGUCAUGGCUUCUUUCCUUGAGCGUCCAUUUUCGGAAGACGAAAUUAGACAAGCGGUUUUUGCGUGUGAUGGCUCUAAGGCCCCGGGGCCAGAUGGAUUUUCCAUGGCAGUGUAUCAGAAGAAUUGGGAUGUUAUGAAAAAUGAUCUGCUGGACGUCUUUCAUGGUUUUUUCAAGGAUGGUGUCAUUCAUGGAAGGACCAAUGAAACCUUCAUUUGGCUUAUUCCUAAGAAAUUAAACAGCUGUCGGGUUAGGGACUAUAAGCCUAUUAGUCUGCGGAAGUUUUGGGCAGAAUGGUUGAUAAGGCUAAAAUCGGCUUUUAGAGGUUUCUCUGUGGGAAAAGAUAGAGUCGACGUCAGCCACCUUCAGUUUGCAGAUGAUACGAUCUUCUUUGCAAAUGAUGAGGAGUCCUUGUUGUUGCUUUUGGAUAUUCUUAAGGUAUUCGGUGUUGUGUUUGGGUUAUCUAUCAAUUUGCAGAAAUGUCAGCUGUUGGGAAUUAAUAUGCAGACGGAGUUGGUAGAUCGGAAAGCUAGUGAGAUUGGUUGUGAAAGUGCUUUUCUGUCUAGAGGUGGUAGGUUGACUCUUAUUCAAUCUGUUUUGUCUUCACUCCUAGUGUACUACUUGUCGCUUUUUCGUAUUCCUAAGAAUGUGGUGGAGGUUAUUGAGAAAUUGAUGUGUGACUUUUUGUGGGAAGGUGCGGACAAGUCAGGGGCUGAUCACUUGGUUUCCUGGAACGAAGUCUGUAAUUCUCGUAGUCACGGGGGCUUGAGGAUUGGGAAUUUGGUAUUGAGGAAUAAGGCUUUUCUCAUGAAGUGGUUGUGGCGGUUUCCCUUGGAAACAUUGUCUUUGUGGCAUAGGGUGGUCAAAAGUAGGUAUGGUGAUAAUGGUGGUCGCUGGGAUACAUAUUGUGGGGAUAGAUUGUUUGCUCGUGGUCCUUGGAGAGACAUCACUUUUCUGUAUGAGGAUUAUAGGCAUUUGGUUUACUUCAAAGUGGGAAGGGGCGACAGGAUUUGUUUUUGGGAGGAUACGUGGUUUGGUGACUGUUCCUUGAAGUCGAAAUUCAAUGAUUUAUUCAGGGUGUCCGAGGCUGCAAAUUUUUUGAUCAAAGAUAUGGUAGUGGCGGAGGAUCGUAGUAGAUCAGGUGGACUAGGUUGGGACUUCAGAUUUAGAAGGAAUUUAUUUGAUAGGGAGGUUCCUACCUUGAUUGAGAUGUUAGUUUUACUUAAGGUUGUGGAUCUUCCGGCUAUUUUGGAGGAUAAAAGGAUCUGGAAACCAGACAGUAGCGAUGUUUUCAGCUGCAAGAUGACCUUUCACAGUUUGGCCUAUGCUCAUUUAGGCCCAGAGUUUUCAUGGGCGAAGAGGUUAUGGAAGAGUGGUGUUCCUUCUAAAGUUAAAGUGUUUGGGUGGUUAUUAUUUUUAGACAAGUUAAGUGUCCAUGUUAAAGGGAGGAAAAAGGAUGGCGCGUUUAUGGUAGAGUACCGUCCUGGAAACUUUUUAGGUUAUUUGGUUGGAGAGGAAUAG
Messenger RNA from Humulus lupulus (European hop), 2748 nucleotides. RefSeq lists its product as uncharacterized. NCBI's taxonomy places the organism in Eukaryota, Viridiplantae, Streptophyta, Magnoliopsida, Rosales, Cannabaceae. The transcript is spliced from 5 exons. Bases 1 to 2748 code for a protein of 915 amino acids. The record is from RefSeq and is a predicted model, not a curated record.